Ambispora gerdemannii is the source of this 246-nucleotide messenger RNA. The record is from the annotation of a GenBank genome assembly. NCBI's taxonomy places the organism in Eukaryota, Fungi, Glomeromycota, Glomeromycetes, Archaeosporales, Ambisporaceae.
CAACAGAACAACAAAUAAACACUGUCUUCGAAGAAAAUGAUAUAUUAGGUGAAAUUACAACAUUAGAACACCCUCUAAAUGACGAAAUGACAAUUGACUCUAAAGUAUUACGAGCUAAUCAACAAUUUCAGAGCUCUUGGAAACGGCGAAACACGAAAAUACGAAUAAAGAGGAAGAAAACGUUGCCUAAACGGAGGAUUAAAGAAAUUUGGCAACAAUUGGGAGAAUGCUUUUCUUCCAGAGGCC